AUGUCAAAGUACACUGCCGCCCAUCAAAACCCCAAAGGUGCAGGUGAUGCAAGACCCACAGCCAUCAAAAUCGUCGAAGACGAAGGCCUCGUCGGCAAACUCACAGACAAAAUCAUCUUGGUCACCGGUGCUAGCCAGGGAAUCGGUAUUGAGACAGCCCGCGCUCUUCAUGCAACCGGCGCCACAGUUUACCUAGGGGUCAGAGAUCUCACCCGUGGCCAACAGGCCAUCGAUGACAUCAGAUCAUCCAACCCAACCAGCAAGGGUGGCCUACAUCUACUCGAGGUAUCUCUAGACUCGCUUGCCUCAGUACGCAAAGCGGCGAAGGAAUUCUUUACUCAGAGCACCAAACUCAACAUCCUCGUUCUCAACGCAGGCGCAAUGUGCCAUGUCAAAUCCAAGACCGUCGAUGGCUUCGAAACGACUUUCGGGACAAACCACCUGGGCCACUUUCUCCUGUUUCAGCUUCUUAAACCCGCCCUUCUCGCAUCUUCUACUCCGGAGUUCCACUCCCGUGUUGUAUGUGUCUCCUCACUGGCUCACCGCGCCAGUGAGAUCCGCUUCGACGACUACAACUUCGACAGCGGAGACUACAACGAGGUUACCGCAUACGGCCAGUCAAAGACUGCAAAUAUCUACCUUGCCAAUGAAAUUGAAAGACGUUACGGGAGCAAUGGCCUUCAUGCGUUGUCGCUGCACCCGGGUAGCAUCGUCACAAAUAUAAAUCGCCACCGUCUCGAGGACCGUGAUGAGACUCUCAAGGCUAUGCUGAGGGAUCGAUAUGACGAGCUCGUGCGUACAAUGAAGAGCAAGCCUCAGGGGGCAGCAACGACGGUGUAUGCGGCGCUGAGCAAAGACUGGGAAGGAAAAGGGGGGAAGUAUCUGAACGACUGCGUAGAGGCCGGGCCGGCUGAUCCGAAUAGUGCACCGUUGUCGCCAGACACGGGAUAUGCUUCAUGGGCUUAUGAUGAAAAGAAAGCUGAGAGACUGUGGGCCGAGUCGAACAAGAUGGUUGGCCUUGAUGAUGAUGAGUAG
Molecule: messenger RNA, 1035 nt
Organism: Colletotrichum truncatum
Lineage: Eukaryota; Fungi; Ascomycota; Sordariomycetes; Glomerellales; Glomerellaceae
Product: ww domain-containing oxidoreductase
Source: RefSeq, a predicted model, not a curated record